Molecule: messenger RNA, 5988 nt
Organism: Trichoplusia ni (cabbage looper)
Lineage: Eukaryota; Metazoa; Arthropoda; Insecta; Lepidoptera; Noctuidae
Exons: 8
Coding region: 535-4593 (1352 amino acids)
Biological process (GO): cell surface receptor protein tyrosine kinase signaling pathway; protein phosphorylation; positive regulation of kinase activity
Cellular component (GO): signaling receptor complex
Molecular function (GO): ATP binding; transmembrane receptor protein tyrosine kinase activity
Source: RefSeq, a predicted model, not a curated record
AUUUUGAAAGAGAGAAGAAAUUAGUGACCGCAAGUGCAUCGGCCAGCGUUUAUUUCCAACGGUACCGGAGCACAAAGGGGGACAUUAAUUACGCGGACAGUUUUCUCUGAUACGUUAUCUGUAGAAACCUCGGCUACAGUUACCGCCGUUCUCGAUAGCGCGUCCAUUGAUCGAGCGCGCGCGCAGGUGGGGGCGGCCGCGAUCUCCCACCAGCGAGCGCGCCAGUACCAUCGCUGCCGACACCGAGUGACGCGCGUAUACGUUUCUAAUUUGAAAAAUAAUAUCGACUCGACAAAAUUACGUUCCAUAUUUAUUUGGAUUAUUUCGCUGCAUAUGUGUUCUAGUGAUCAAACGAUGUGAUGUUUAGUGUUCGUGUCAUGUUUUGUAACAAAUUAUUUUCGUGUAACACGUAUGUCAUUGGAUUCGUUUAGCCAGUUGCAACAAACGAAAAUGUGACUGUUUGUUUUAAUGUCAAGUUUUAAUCGAUCGACGAUCGAAAAUGGGCUUUAUUGACGUUCUGUUCACGAUAUAAAGAUGAAGAUGAGAGAGUUAAUGAGGAUUACUUUCGUGUGUGUGUGCGCUUUCCUUCUGGCAGUGCGUGAGACCAGGUGUGAGGAUGAAGUGUCCGAAGUGGAGGUGGACGGUGGAGCCCUGAGAGGCGAGGAUCUCAAUGAGCAGCGGAAGGAUCCUAAAGGCCCCCUACCAGGUGGUGGUAGGAGGACAACGACGCAGAGCAGUGCGAAUGCCACGAGGGACUCGCAACUGCUCUCCCUGCUCGCCGCCCGCAGGCGACAGCUUCUCAACGAAAGACUGGCGACGCAUAUCAAUACGUUAGCGUCAUUAGCACAUAAGGCUAACAAAACCAACACAACUUUUCUCCAAUUGGAAGUCCGUGAUUCAACUAGCUCUACAGUGAAGAGAAUAACAUUUGAUAACUCAAGUAAUGAGCCAGAAACGACUUUAAAGCUUGUGACAUCAGAUGGAUCAAAGGAAUUAAAACAAGAAGUCAAGCCGCAUGAAAUACGACAUCUCUUUAUACCCAGGUUAUACCAGGAGAACAAAAGUAGAGCUGGGUUCAUUAAUAAUCGGCGGAGAGAAGCAAUUAAUAAGGCUUUCACAAUACCUGAACGCCCAGAAAUCACUGAGAGUACCAUAGUUUAUGUCCCACCAGAGAAGUUCGAAAACCUCGAUAAAGAUGUUGAACUGGAUCCCGAAGAGGAGUUUCAAGUUGAUGAAUCAAAUCACGGAUUAUAUCUACUUAACUAUUCCGACACCGAAAAUGUUACACAGAACACAAAUCUAGCCACGGCAGUUAGCGAAGCUACUGAAAAUACUACUAUAGUCGAGAAUACGACAGUUACAAGCGAUAUCCUGAAAGAAGAAACUACAACCAAACCAGUAAAUAAAGAUUCGGAAGAAAAAACUGAAUCUAAUACUAUAGCAAACAGUACUGAAAGUAAAAACACAAAACUUGUUAAAGUUGAAAAUGACAAAGAUAACCAGACAUUAUUUAUGACUGAUGAAAUAUAUAAUCACUUUAGACCAAUGGAAACUGAGUUACCCGUCGAAGAAAUAGCACCUUUUAAGUAUUUCGGCCAAAAACUUGGUGGGCAAGCUAUAAGUGAUAAUCUCACUAACUCGCCAUCUCUAUCAGCGUCGACUAAAUCUGUAAAUUUUAUCGUUGCACCAUUAGAGAAGCGAAAGUUUAAUUCAAGAUAUUCAGCAACCGAGAAAUAUAAGAAUACCAGCGUUGAUGAAGAGGAAAUAAAUGAGGACAUGGACGUGUCAGUUGUAAAGAAAUAUAUAGAGAAGAAUAAAAUAAGAAAUACUGUAAAAGGACCCGCACCUGCUCGACAUGUCGGCUUAGUUAAUGCGUAUAGGAAAUUUUCCAGCACUGUGUCGCCAACUACUGCUACUGCUACGCAAUCAAAUGUUACCGAUAUAACCUUAGAAAAUAGCACACAGAGUACUGUUGACCAAACAAAAGACAUAAGUAAGGUAAAUGGUACGGCAACAAGUAAAGACACUUUAACAAAGCGUAACAACACUUUAACUACAAGAGACAACUUGUCAAAUAAAUUCAAUGUCACGUCAGCGACACCUAGAAACUUUACAAGAAACUAUUCUAAUAUUAGAAGACGACCACUGAGAGUGACAGCUGCUGCUAGCACUGAAAACACUCCUAUACUUUCCACGGUACCUACCAAUGCUACAACUGAAAAGGCAUCAACAUCAGUAUACACGGCAGUUGUAACUUCAGUAUCCAUCACAUCUUCCAUGAAGGGUCAAAAUAAAACAGAUGGAAAUCUCAAAGACGAUAAUAGCACAGUGUCUGUGAGCCCCGAAACGAAUGUAACUUCCACUCCAAAAGCAGUAAUUCUUAAUGUAACUAACCCAACUACAGUCUCACCUUCAAUUUAUCGACCGAAACACAUAAUACGUAUCAGAACAACAACUACUGAAAAUCCGAAUUCUAGCCCUUAUACAGUAUCAUCACCACCCAGUGAACAAACGACUAAGGUAUCAGCAGGAUUAGUCAAAAACGAAACUGAAUCGAAAAUAUCAGAGAGACUAGCGAGUUUAUUCCGACAAAGAAAUAUCGAAAAUGCGACAAAUAGCACAAGAUCUAGAAAUCACAGAAGAAGACGACCGACGACUACCAGCACGACUACGACCACUCCUGGUCCGACUUUACCGCCUACUGAGAGAGCUACAGUCCUACCAGUGUCAACUCCACUGCCUACGACUCCCUCUUCUACUCUUCUAACGACAACGUUGGCACCAGACACCACACCAGCAUUCAAGCCGUUCGUAGUAACAUCACGAACUUCUUCCAAAUCAAGUUCGAAGCCAGUGUUUGUAGCAAGUACUACAGCCAAAAGUGUUGCUGGUAAAAAUGUUAACAGAACUGACGGCGAAGAAACUGAGGAUUUAGCAACACAGAAUGAGGAGGUAGUUAUUGAAGCAGAGAAAACUUACACAGCGUCUUAUGUUUUAGCCGGGCUAGGAUUUUUACCUGUAGCAGCCAUUGUAGCUUUUGUUUUAAGAAGUGUUUUAAAUAAGAAGACCAAAGAGAUAGACACAGAAUACGAGGGAUACUUUGAGGAUGGUGAUAUUAAAAAGGAGUCUCCUAUAACGCCAGUUGCCCGGCCACCAAUACCGACUCCAACUAAGCCUGAUCAAAAGUGGGAAUUUCCGAGGAACAAGUUGCGUUUACAAACGCUUUUGGGUCAAGGGAACUUUGGGCAGGUAUGGAAAGCUGAGGCAGACGAUCUAAAUGGCCACGAUGGCUUGACGCGGCUGGUGGCGGUAAAGAGUAUCAAGGAAACAGCCUCACAGAAGGAGAAACAAGAGCUCCUUCAUGAAAUAUACAUCAUGCAGAAAAUUGGAACUCAUCCAAAUGUUGUCACGUUACUUGCCUGUUGCACUGAACAAGAACCAUAUCUCCUAAUAAUGGAAUAUGUGAUGUGUGGCAAGCUACUCACUUACCUGCGAGAGCGCCGCUCCAGGCCUGACCGGUUCAGCGGGAGUGGAGCUCUCACAUCUAGAGACCUCACAGUGUUCGCGUACUGUGUGGCUCGGGGGAUGGACUAUAUAGCUUCUAAGGGGAUUGUGCACCGUGACUUGGCCGCUCGUAACGUGCUGGUGGACCACAAUAAGCUUUGCAAGGUGGCUGACUUCGGCAUGUCCCGAGCGGGUGGUACCGGGGGCGCCACGGGUGGGCCCGGAGCGGGAGCGGCCGGGGCGCGGGGCCCGCGGGGCGCUCUGCCUGUGCGGUGGAUGGCGCCCGAAGCUCUGCUCUACAAUGUGCACAGUACACAUACUGAUGUGUGGGCUUUCGGCAUUUUGCUCUGGGAAAUUGUUACUCUUGGGUCGACGCCGUACGCUGCGAUGUCAGGGCGUGAGGUACUGGCUGCAGUAACAGAAGGCUACCGGCUGGAGCGGCCGGCGCACUGCUCGCCGGCCCUGUACCGCGCCAUGCACGCGUGCUGGGCGGCCGACCCCGCGCAGCGCCCCAGCUUCGCCGCGCUCAAGGCGCAGCUCGCGCAUCUGCUCGACAAUGAGCCCGCCGAGGGCAACUACGUCGACCUUGACUCCUUCUACCAGGAGUCUUCAGUGUACAGCGACCCCUCCGCUAUCAUCAACGAUGAUGAAGGCCUCUCUGCCGAGUAUGAUAGGGAGAGACGCUGUUUUAGAGAACUUGCCACCGGACCUGCCAAAUUCGAGAACCGAGCAUUCAACUUCCGUGAUGAGGAACUUCGAAACAAGUUCGGCAUCGGAACACCACGGAUGGGAGGCUUUGGCAUUCGCGACGUACCGUUUAACGACAGAAAUUUCUCGGACGGCGAAUUCAACGAAAGAAAUUUCCCCAAAGAAAACUUUAGUGACACAAAUUUCACGGAACGAAAAGACGGAAAGCUCUCCACUUCCAGUUUUCAUAGAGAAAGAGAGAGAGAACGGGAGAACCCAUUGGUCAGUAGAAAUAGUUUCAAUGGGUUCCCCAGAGUGGGGACAAGGGAUAGAGAUAAUCACUUCCAAAUGGCACCAGACGGAAGGAAUAAAAGAGUACCGGAGUUCGAAUGUGAUAUUUAAGUCACCAAAAGAGCGAAGUCCCUGAUUGACCAUAUUUCUGCUUUAGGCAAACUUUCGUAAAGCUAAAUGGACAUAACUAAGUGUGCAUGUACUGAUUGGUUUCUUGACAAGAAAUAACCUAUUUUAGUACGAAGGUUGUGAGUCGUAUCAAACGCUUGUAAAUGUAUGAAUGAGUUUGAGAUUUUUUUAUUUGGAAAGUGAUAGUUGUGGACUUAGUUAUGCCUCCAUUUCAUCUGGAUACCGUCAUAUUCCCACUGAUUCAGUAAAACUCGACUGAACUGUAAUUAUUUUUGUGUUUAUAUUACGGCUGUUUUUGCCAGCACCGACAAUAUUUUGCACUAGUGUGGAGACAUGACAUAUGAAGUGUUAAUUUCAUACAAAAAAUGAAAUUUCGUAACUUGAUUACUAUGUUUAUAAUUGUAAAUAAUUUGUUAAUUUAUAACAGUAUUUUUAUAAUAGUGUAUGUCGUGAUUUUCAUAUGAUUUGUAAAUAAAGAACUGUUACGUAUGUUGUAUUGUAUAUGUGUUAUAGGUGGAUAGGUAUGUAGCCCGCAUUUGAUACAGGUCCAUAAUAACUUGAAUAUUUACUAUUAAUUACUGUAUUCAUUUCAAACAAAUUGUAACGUAAUCAUUUAGGGUCAAAGUUAAUGGCUGGAAAAGGACAAUUUUGUAAAAAGCCACUUUUUUAUGAAUAAAAUAAUGUUUAAAAUAAGAACAAGUUUUCUGUGAGACGUUAUGCACACUUAUUUUUAAUACUGGCAAUUUCAGUUUUAGAUUCUCUAUAUUAUGGCCUUUUUUUAACUACUUACUCAUUUUAAUAAAAAAAACAUUUUAUUUCCAGUUAUUUUUUUAAGGUCAUGUUGGUAUUUUACUUUUAAAAUCAUAUUUUUAUCAGGUGAAAUGAAGUUGGAUCACAAUGGUGCUAUAAAGUAACGAUUGUUUUUGCUGUACAUAAUAACAGAUAUAUUAUUAUUUAAAGGUGAGUGUUUAAGGGUUAUCUAGAAAAUAAUACACAAAUACGUUAAAAAAAAACUGAUUUCACCUAGUUGAAAAAAAGUAGAAAAGUAAAAUUGUUUGUAAUGACUUUAUUCGUUGGUGAUUUAAAUGGAGCGUCCAUUUUAACUUGAAAGUCAAAACUAAAGGUUAGUUUCAGAUUUCGCUUUUUAUAUUUUAUAAAUGUGAAUAUUGUGUAGCUACCCCUUAAGCACGUUAUAUGUAAUGUUACUCACUCACAGUUUUAUAUUUCUCUAUCCCAUAUCUCAGUUAGAUAUCGCUGUCUAGUCUCAAAAAUUGUAUGAUUGUAUGAUAGUAUUGGUUUAUAGUAAGAUCUGAUGUAGUUUUAAGAUUAAAAGAAUUAUUUUAUUAUAAAUAAAUAUUAAAAUGUAUUGAAACUUUA